GUUAGAAACUUAACUGAUUUAGUCAAUUGUGUAGGAUGUGAUUUGUGUACAUCUGUUUUUAUUAGACAAAGUACCUUACAUAUCCACUAAAUUAAAUUAUCAACCCUGCCUAUAUAAAAAUCUCCACACCUUCUGAUAUUAUUUUGCAACUACGUUAACCACGAUGCACUUUUUUUUAUGAUGUCACUGGAAUCGUCACAUGAUUACGACUGGAGUUGUCACAUGAUUGUGUGAUUUGUUUUAAUGUAGUUGCUACAUCAGCAACAAUUUCAGUGCAGACACUGCCGGAUAACCCAGACUUCGGAGAGACAGCCGGGAGGUCGAAGAGAGGGUUGACUGAUGUUUCACACUACAUCAACUCUAAAGAUGAACUGACAAGCAAUCAUUUGUUUUCUAAAAGUCACAAGCCACGGGAACCCAUCACCUGACCCCUAACCUGCGACCCCAGUCUGAACACACUUCAGUUUUGGAUAGUGUUGGGUGAAUUGGAGGUCUUUUGAAGUGGUGUGUCAGUGGCGUGGUCUCCCAUGGCUAUUAACAGUUCAGUUGGGGACUGGGUUGAGGCUGGGAGUGAAGAUGCGGGCGAAAGGGCGUGGCUACUGCAGAGUCCCAGUGUGGAGUCCGUCCGACCGUCUGGGUCAGACCGGGAGGGAAGGGGCGGGGUGUCGGCCAUGGCUGCUGUCUUCAUCGUGGUGAAUGCCGCGCUUGGGGCAGGACUGCUCAACUUUCCUGCCGCUUUCAACAUGGCCGGUGGUGUGACGGCAGGGGUGGUGCUACAGAUGUUCAUGCUGAUUUUCAUUAUCAGCGGUCUGGUGAUCCUGGCAUACUGCUCCCAGGUCAGUAAUGAGGGCACCUAUCAGGAGGUGGUACGGGCCUCGUGUGGGAAGGUCACAGGGGUCAUCUGUGAGGUGGCCAUUGCGGUCUAUACUUUUGGUACCUGCAUCGCCUUCUUCAUAGUCAUUGGAGACCAGCUAGAUCGCUUGAUAGCUGCAAUAACGCAUUUGCCAGACGGUGCGGUUGGUGGUCACUGGUAUCUAGACCGUAAGUUCACGAUUUGUGUCAUCGGCAUCCUGGUCAUCCUCCCUCUGUCCAUCCCCAAAGAGAUUGGCUUCCAGAAAUACGCCAGUGCGCUGAGUGUUAUUGGCACCUGGUAUGUGACCAUAGUCAUUGUCCUGAAAUACGUCUGGCCUGAUAAGGAGAUGACCCCCGGUUAUAUUCCCACCAGCCCGUCCUCCUGGAGUGCAGUGUUGAACGCCAUGCCCACCAUAUGCUUCGGUUUCCAGUGUCAUGUAAGCAGUGUUCCUGUGUUUAACACCAUGCGCAGCAGUGAGAUCAGGUCAUGGGGAGUUGUGGUCACCGUCGGCAUGAUCAUCUGCCUCUUUGUCUACACUGGUACCGGUGUCUGUGGCUUCCUGACGUUCGGGGCUAAUGUCAGUCAGGACAUUCUGAUGUCUUAUCCGCCUAAUGACAUUGCCGUGGCGAUCGCAAGGGCCUUCAUUGUGGUCUGUGUGGUCACCUCCUAUCCCAUUCUGCACUUUUGUGGCAGGGCGGUGCUGGAGGGGCUAUGGCUGCGUUUCCAAGGUGAGCAGGUGGAGGUUUGUGUGAGGCGUGAGGGGAGACGUAGGUUGUUGCAGACCCUGGUGUGGUUCACACUCACACUCAUCCUUGCACUCUUCAUCCCCGACAUUGGCCGGGUCAUCUCCCUUAUUGGAGGACUGGCAGCCUGCUUCAUCUUCGUCUUUCCAGGUCUGUGUCUGAUUCAGGCCAAGCUCUCAGAAACAGAGGUCCGAACUACUAGCUGGUAUGCCAUCGUGGUCUAUGGUGUUGUCAUGGUUACCAUUGGUGCGUUCAUCUUUGGCCAGACCACUACCAACUCCAUCUAUCAGGAUGUGAUCCAUCAUCUGAACAGACAGUAGGAUUCUGAGGUGGAGGAGUCUUGGAUGGGUGAACAGGACCAGUGCUACAGGCCAAUGCUGCUAUUCAGAAAAUGUUUCACUGACCAGGAUGAGAAGGAUCCGACACAUGCAAAUACAAUCCCUCCUGCGACCUCUCGCCUCCUGCAUGCUGUACGUCUGACCUCCUGUUGAGGAAACCUCUCCAUAGCACUUCUGGAAUGGAAAGGUUUUGACCGGAGCGCCAAGUGUGACCACUGACUAGGAGGCUGACAUGCUUCCAUCUGAUUUUAGAUUUAUUUUUUUUUCUGUAAUGGACAGUGUUCUCUGUGGGGUUUUUUCCACUUUGUGGGCUGCAGUACUAAAUCCAUUUGGACAUUUUUAGCCCUUCCCUCGGUCUGUCCUUGUUAUCCCAGCAUGCUCUACAGUACUUCACCCCAGGUGGCGUACAAUCCCCCAAAUUACUUUGCAGUGGGAGAGGGCACCUGUUUCCAAUGAGUGUCUUCACCGAUGAGUACUGAAAAUAUCAAGUGUUUUUAAGAAUGUGUCCAAACAUUCCCUGACAUUUUUAUAUGGAUAUUACAGACAUUAGACAGGUGUGAAGAGGUAUCCUGAGUUAGUUUUUAAACCUGUGUAGUGUGGCAAGUAUUUUAAAGUUGUAAUAUAUUUUAUAUUUCAGUCAUGUCUUAGUCUAUUGUGGUUAAAUAAUUGUAUCAAGUCUGUCUUUAAAUAGACAUACACUAAUGUGCUUUACUGAGAGAGAUUAGAUUUUACACACCUAAGGGACAAAAAGCAAUCAUGUUCAAAGGGAUUGUUCCUCAGGGCAGAGAUGACUGUUCAACAAUUACUUGAAUGAUAUUGGAAAUGCUUGAAAUUGAAUCAAACUUUAUGGCUUUGUCUUACAAUUUGUUUAGCAUAAUUGAUGCCAAGGGAAGUAUGAUACAUUUGUGUAAAUAAGUAUGCUUUCUGAUCUGAAGCAGUUUAGUCAUCUGAUAAUCUUAUCUUGAAUUGUCCUGGUAGGAAUUAAGCUCUAAUUGAUUAUAGUCAUUGAAUUCAAAUGGUCAGUUUUGUUUUAACCUUUAACCCUGGGAGAACACAGUCGAUUGUUGACUAGUGACCGGUGUAUGCUGAUCGUUGUCUACCUGAUUGUCUUCAAGCAACUAAAAUGAUGUAAAUCUUCUGGGAUUAGAGAACAUCUUUCGUCCUACAUAUCUACAUUAUUUACUACAUGCAAUGAAACAAAUGUCACAAAAGGUUGGGUGGUGUAGUUGGACCAACAUGUUUAUCAAAGCUGAUGUUGAGGGGAAUUGCACUGACACUACAUGAACUACACAGAAACAGAAUUAUAUGGAACAGUGGUAUACAAUGUUCUUAUUUGAUUAGGUGAUAAACUAACUGGCCAGUCACAAAAUAAAACCCAUCACUGACAGUCCACAUA
Messenger RNA from Esox lucius (northern pike), 3330 nucleotides. It is a transcript of the gene slc38a7, whose product is annotated as solute carrier family 38 member 7. Gene Ontology annotation, biological process: amino acid transmembrane transport. The transcript has 12 exons. The record is from RefSeq and is a predicted model, not a curated record. The coding region runs from base 528 to 1916 and encodes 462 amino acids. Lineage: Eukaryota; Metazoa; Chordata; Actinopteri; Esociformes; Esocidae. Gene Ontology annotation, molecular function: L-serine transmembrane transporter activity; L-glutamate transmembrane transporter activity; L-glutamine transmembrane transporter activity.